Messenger RNA from Colletotrichum destructivum, 1589 nucleotides. Its product is annotated as Putative hemerythrin. The transcript has 3 exons. The record is from RefSeq and is a predicted model, not a curated record. Bases 154 to 1371 code for a protein of 405 amino acids. NCBI's taxonomy places the organism in Eukaryota, Fungi, Ascomycota, Sordariomycetes, Glomerellales, Glomerellaceae.
CCCCGGCCCGUCCACCAAGAGUGCCUAACCGCACACCGCGGCUCGCCCCUCGUCGGCCAGUGCCAUGAUCCCACAGCGGCAUUAGCGGGAGCUUUCAGGUGAAACCACGCCAUAGCUCCCUGCAAACACCCCAGACUACUCCGCUACGGGCCAAUGAGGACAUGCCUUUUAAUCAGCCGAGCCUGCUCCCUCACCCCACGCCGAGGGCCUCUAGACUCUGUGCUUCACUGUAAGCUCGGGGAGCUUCUUGCAACAAAGGACACAGCUUCGGCCCAGAAACCCCCCAAACACCCAAUCCAGACGCGUCUCUGUGCGUCUGCUGCAGCUUUCCCUUCGUCACGCAACCCCGACUCUCGAUUCCCUCAACAAGGGGCCGACGACGCCAGUAAAUCGUACGACUCUUCUCCCCCCAUCCCGUAUAUCAGUCUCGUCAUACGCUCCAUCCAUUCCAGGCCCGGCUGCUGCCCUCUCAAAAUGGCCGGAUAUCUCUUGCUUGUGAUUCCAAGCAUCCUCAUGAGCUUGCUGGUUUCGAGAGCGCCAUUCAUGAUGACCACCACACCACAGACGACGAAGCCCUGGGCCGAUGCGCCCAUGAAGCUCAUCACGACGCCGCAGUACGAGACCAAGAAGACCGACCUCUUCACGCUGGGCUCUACCCACAUGGCCUUGCUGCACAACUCAAUCCUGCGAGGCUACAACUCCAUCUACCAGCAGGCGCCCUAUAUCCAGGACGCCGACAAGGCCGACUUUAUCGGAUAUUCCCAGACGUGGUUCAAGUUUGUCAAGUCGCAUCACGAUGACGAGGAGGAGUCUCUCUUUACCAAGGUCGAGGACCUCCUGGACGACAAGAACGUCUUUGCCGAGACGCACAAGGAGCAUGAGUCCUUCCUGAGCGGUCUUGCCGAGUUCAACCAGUACCUGACGUCCUUGUCAUCGCCCACCGACUUCUCUGGCGCCAAGCUGCUUGACAUCAUGAAGGGCUUCCAGCAGCCGUUCGAAACCCACUUCCAUAGCGAGAUCAGCACCAUCGCCGGGCUUGCGAAGCACCCGAACGCGCCGAAGGAGGGGACACCCGAGGCGGCGAACGCCAGUCUGACGUUCAAGACGUGGGGCAAGAGCACCGUCACCAAGGCGGGCACGGCGGACGUGGUGCCCUUCUUCCUGCUCAACCUGGACCGGACGGCCGAGGACGGGCUGUGGGCGAACUGGCCGCCCAUGCCGGCGCCGAUCAAGUGGGGCCUGAUUAAUAUCGCGGGAGCGUGGCACUGGGGAUGGUGGAAGUUUGCCAGCUGCGACGCGGCUGGGCAACCGAGGGAGCUUUACGCGCUGGGGUCUUUGGGGUCGGACGACAAGGCCAAGGCUGAGCUGUGAGAGCACUUCUAUGAGGUGAGGGCUUUGCGGUACUGGUUUUUGCGUACAGAGGUACAUUUUGUGGUCUGUGGUCUGUACGACAAGGGUGCGGCUCGUGGCUCGUGGUUUGUGGGACGAAGUUGCGGUUUUUGAGGGGAGUUCGGGACCAGGUUUUUGUACUUGCCUGUCAUUGUUAGAGAAAUAUUAAGGCGAGCAUAAUUGAGUCGGAUCCUUCAUUU